CUCUCUCGAUCGGUUUUCCGCUCGACUUUCCGCUCGCUCUCCGUUCCCUUCUCCCUCUCACACUCACUCUACUGCCGUCCCGUGACGUGCCGUGCCGUCCCUCUCAGCCUCUCCCAGCCCGGCUUAUGCCGCGUCCCGCAAGGCACCCGUGGGCGAGUCGGCCCCCGGCCCGCCCCUGUCGGGCCCGCCUCGGUCCCACCUCCGCCAGGUUCUCUCCGCACUGCUUGUGGCGCCUCUGGAAGAGUUUCUGGAAGAGUUCCUCCCUCUGGUGGUGGGGGAGCGGCACCGUCUUUUGGCUCCGCCUGGUGCGGGCCCUGGCCCAGCCCCGAACGAGGCCCCUGCCAGAGCCGCCCCGCUGCCGCCCGGCUCCCGCCCCGUCGCCGGCAGCGUCCCCGAGCCGAGCCCGGCCGCUCGUCAGCUGGGCCGCCGGCCCCGAGUCGCCGGAGCCCGGAGCGGCUCGGGAAGCAGCAGUGCCCGGGGCGGUCGGGUGCUCCGGGCAGAAUAUCGAGAGCGCGGUGCCGCCCGGACGGGCGGAGAAGCCUCCCCUGGAGCAGCUCUACCGGCAGGGCUCGCUGCUGGGGAGCGGCGGCUGCGGCAGCGUUUACUCCGGGACCCGGCUCGCCGACGGCGCCCCGGUGGCCAUCAAGCGAGUGUCCCGGAUCUCGGAGUGGGCGCGGCUGCACGACGGCGCCCUUGUGCCCCUGGAGCUGGCGCUGCUCUGGAUGGUGUCGUGCCCUGGCUUCCGCGGCGUCGUGCGGCUCCUGGACUGGUUCCAGCUGCCCGACGGCUUCGCGCUGGUCAUGGAGCGUCCGGAGCGCUUUCAGGACCUGUGGUACUUCCUGGACGAGCGGGGGUUCCUGACGGAGCCCGUGGCGCGGGGGCUGUUCUGCCAGGUGCUGGAGGCCGUGCGGCACGCACCAGCCGCGGUGUCCUGCACCAGCCGCGGUGUCCUGCACCGCGACAUCAAGGCCGAGAACAUUGUCCUUGACCUGGCCACCGGCGAGGCGAAGCUCAUCGACUUCGGGUGCGGCACGAUCCUCCGGGACACUUUGUACACCCGAAUGUCAGGAACACCAGAAUACAGCCCACCGGAAUGGAUCCUCUUCGGCUGCUACCGUGGCCAGCCAGCCACCAUCUGGUCCCUGGGUAUCCUGCUCUACGACCUGGUCUGCGGGCACCUUCCUUUCCACACCAAUGAGGACAUCAUCCGGGGCCAGCUCUUCUUCCCACCCCGGGCAUCUCAAGGAGCUCUCCUUCCUCAGAGCUCCCCAUGGAAGAGAGAGCAGGAGAAUGGGAAAAAGGCCAACUGCUAUGAUAAUGACAGUAGGAAAAACCAGGAGCUGAGUUCAGAGGGAAAAGGGCAUAAGGCAAGGAGACCAAGCUAA
Molecule: messenger RNA, 1385 nt
Organism: Poecile atricapillus (Black-capped chickadee)
Lineage: Eukaryota; Metazoa; Chordata; Aves; Passeriformes; Paridae
Product: serine/threonine-protein kinase pim-1-like
Biological process (GO): protein autophosphorylation
Cellular component (GO): cytoplasm
Molecular function (GO): ATP binding; protein serine/threonine kinase activity
Source: RefSeq, a predicted model, not a curated record